Messenger RNA from Mizuhopecten yessoensis (Yesso scallop), 869 nucleotides. Its product is annotated as GLIPR1-like protein 1. The coding region runs from base 113 to 820 and encodes 235 amino acids. The record is from RefSeq and is a predicted model, not a curated record. The transcript is spliced from 6 exons. NCBI's taxonomy places the organism in Eukaryota, Metazoa, Mollusca, Bivalvia, Pectinida, Pectinidae.
AUGAACGUCGUAGAGCUGACCCACCAUUCUCCAACCUGGUACAUGAAGCUUUACAUCAAGGAUCCGACAGACCGAACCGAUUUUUGCUGUUGUUUUAUUUCCAAGGUGAGGCAUGGCAGUACUGACUUAUCUGAUGCUGGUGGUAUGUGUAGGCCAAAUCAGAGGUGCGAUGAUGGACGUUCGACCUUACAAGACCUAUUUGCUUAACCUUCACAACGACUACAGGAGAAAGGUUCAGCCUCCCGCGGCAAACAUGCAAAUCAUGGUUUGGAACGAAACUCUCUCAAAUGAAGCUGCGUCAUGGAUUCAGAGAUGCAAUUUUGAAUAUCAGAAUCGAGGCAGGGGAGAAAAUCUGGCUUUUAACACUAUCAAAAUCACUACAAAAGAGUACUUCGCCGAUGCGCUGAAGGCUUGGUACGAUGAAAAGAAUGUGUACCGUCUUGGUACCCAAACCUGUGGCAGUGCCUGCCACUACACACAGAUGGUGUGGUAUAAAACUACACAGGUUGGUUGCGCCAUGGUCACCUGUCCUAGUCUCAAUGCCUUCGGAAGGGGAAUCCCAAAUGCAUGGUACCUCGGCUGCUUUUAUGAUCCAAAAGGAAACUGGAUUGGAGAGAGGCCGUACGAACCGGGCACGCCAUGUAGCCAGUGUCUAGACGGGCAAUCCUGCGACAACAAUCUUUGUACAGGCAGCAGCAAGGUGUGUCGUGAUACUAAAGCGAACUGUGCCUCAUGGGCCCAAAGUGGUGAAUGCAAGAACAACAAGGAGUGGAUGAUAACUAACUGUCCAAAAUCAUGCAACACUUGCUCUGGUAAAUGAUCGUGUGGUGCUGUCUGUGUCUCUAUAAUAAAUGUUACCGGACUCUGUU